AUGUCCCGUGUUGUCCUCGUCGUCCUGCUGGCCCUCGCCGCCGUCGCUUCCGCCCGCAUGGCUUACGUUCUUCCUGACGGCGUUGAAGCACUCCUGAAGGGAGGCACUCUCGAGACCACCUUCUCCUGCGACAACCGUACUUACGGCUACUAUUCCGACAUCGACAAUGACUGCCAGCUCUUCCACGUCUGUCUGCCCAUCUCCGACGACGCCGGAGCCGUCCUGGAGACGGCGCACUUCACCUUCGCGUGCGCCAAUCAGACCGUGUUCAACCAAGAGUCCCUCACCUGCUCCCACCCACAUGAGGCCUUUCCCUGCGAGGAGUCUGCCAACCUUUACGAUCUCAGCAACUCUGAAUUCGGUGACAUCCCAGAGAGCAGAUAAUUCAACUAUUCCCCAGGCUGCACCAAGUGUGCCCUCCACCGCCCACCUAGUCCGCCAUCGUGGCUCCAACGGUCCACACUCAUAUACUCAAAUAUAACAGUGCCGUUGCUGUCGAAUUCUAAACUAAUACGUUGUGAAGUGUUUGUUUUCUGUCAUUUCUAUACUAAUAUUUCCAGGUAUUUACUAUAUCCUGUGUAUUGUAUCCCUUGUCUUUCUAGUUGCUUGCUUGCCUGGAUGCCUGUGAUUUUUUGUAAUUUAAUUGUUAGUCAUAAUUUCGUUCACUACAAUUUUGUUUAUCUACUUUGUAAUUAUCUCUUUAUUUGUCC
Molecule: messenger RNA, 710 nt
Organism: Procambarus clarkii (red swamp crayfish)
Lineage: Eukaryota; Metazoa; Arthropoda; Malacostraca; Decapoda; Cambaridae
Product: U-scoloptoxin(01)-Cw1a
Cellular component (GO): extracellular region
Molecular function (GO): chitin binding
Source: RefSeq, a predicted model, not a curated record